AUGGCGCACUCACCAGUAACCCCCUCUCCACGAUCUUCGUCCCUCAACUUGAGUGAAGACAUACAAGACAAAGCUGCCGAGGACUCGCGCCCACAAACCGCGUCUGAGCCGUCGCUAAUUUCUAUCGACACCUCUUCAUCGGCAACGCUUGAAGACCUUUCCCCCCCAUGCCCUCAGUUAUCCACCACCCACCGCCUCGUAGUACAUAUCGGCGCUGCACUAACUCUGUUCCUAGCCACGACUGACGCUACGAUCGUGUCUACUAGCCUUCCGACCAUCGCGCUCGAGUUGGAGAUGAGCCAGGCCGACUAUACUUGGGUUGGCAUCGCCUACAUGUUGACACAAACUGCUUUUCAACCACUCUAUGGUCGUAUUUCUGAUCUGGUCGGCAGAAAGCUGGUUUUGUACACAAGCAUCUUGGUGUUUGCUAUUGGUUCCCUGCUUUGUGGUGCAGCCCAGAACAUUACCAUGCUGCUGGCCGCUCGGGCUAUCUCUGGCAUAGGUGCCGGAGGAAUCGUCGGUUCCGUUUGGGUUAUUACGGCAGAGAUUGUGGAAGACCAGCAUCGCGCGAAAUGGUCUCAGGCUCUUAGCGUGACUUGGAGCUGCUCUGCUAUUGCUGGCCCUGUUCUCGGCGGCGUGUUCAGCGGCAGUCAUAAUGGCCUCAGUUGGCGAUAUGGAUGCACUUUAUCUCAACCUGCCGGUCUGUUCUGUCGCCUUUGUGGUUCUCUUCUUCUCGCUCCGUGGGGUUACCCUUCAACGGGCUCAGGCAGCGUCUUGGCGGUCUUUUCUCCGAACCUUCGACUUCGGAGGACUACUUCUAUUCAUGACGGGGAGCAGCUUUAUCGUUGUGGGGUUCAGUUUGGCAUCUGCCAAUGGCUGGACUGCACCUUCGACUCUGUUGCUUAUAUGUCUUGGCUUCUUGGUUCUUGUGUGCGGUGGCGUCCACGAGACAAGAACCACGCGCGAUUGUUUGUUCCCAGCGGCUACUUUCAACAACCACAGAACCAAUCAACGCAUCCAGUUGCCGUACUUGCCAUUACCUUUUUCCACAACGUUGCAUUUACGGCGGGGACGUUCUUUUUGGGUCUCUAUUACCAGGCUGCGAAUGGCUCCACGCCACUAGAAGCGGGAUUCAAACUAUUGCCAUACUCUCUGGGCUCUUCCCUUGCCUCUAUGCCAGCUGCCUGGUUCGCCACAUACUGGAGACAAAGAACCCAAACAUCACACGGCUCCAACUUUGUGGUAACAGCUGGCCUAUUGAUUGCGACUUUAGGUUUCGGCUUACUGAACCUAUUGGACGAACGAUCUACCGUGACAGCAGAAUUAUUUCCCUUGGUAGCGGGAAUCGGACUAGGAAUGCUAUUCCACGCCCCUUACCAGGUGUUUACCAGCAUUUUGGAGCGCAAAGACCUGGCCGCCGCGACCAGUGCCUUCUUCCUUGUCAGAUUUACUGGUGCUACAGUUGGAUUGGCAAUUGCUGGCGCUGUCUUUGACGAACGGGCUUUAGGUCGAAUACCUCCGGGUCUGCUGAUCAAUAGCGGCUCUUCAAUAGAUUUCGCGAGGCUCAGAAUGCUGCAGCCUCCGGAACUUGAACAGAAAGUGUUGCACAUUAUUGCGACGUCAAUCCAGACGAUAUGGGCUUUCUGCGCGCCGUGCCUUGGUCUAUCUUUCCUGUUAUCGCUACCGGCACUUUUCCCCCAGAACAAUCUACGUCACUGGUAA
This is a messenger RNA of Mycena indigotica, 1722 nucleotides long. RefSeq lists its product as uncharacterized. Gene Ontology annotation, cellular component: membrane. The coding region runs from base 1 to 1722 and encodes 573 amino acids. Gene Ontology annotation, biological process: transmembrane transport. The transcript is spliced from 15 exons. The record is from RefSeq and is a predicted model, not a curated record. Gene Ontology annotation, molecular function: transmembrane transporter activity. NCBI's taxonomy places the organism in Eukaryota, Fungi, Basidiomycota, Agaricomycetes, Agaricales, Mycenaceae.